Molecule: messenger RNA, 963 nt
Organism: Bathycoccus prasinos
Lineage: Eukaryota; Viridiplantae; Chlorophyta; Mamiellophyceae; Mamiellales; Bathycoccaceae
Exons: 1
Coding region: 1-963 (320 amino acids)
Source: RefSeq, a predicted model, not a curated record
AUGCCGGUGUCCAUCUUCAACCAUUUCACGAUUCCGAGCGGGAAACCGCACGUGUCCGUUUCAAUAUCCGAUCCGUCCGGCGUGAAGAAAGAAAUCGUCAGCGCGGCUGGACACGUGGAAGAAACCGUGGACGGGAACGGGUUCGGGCUGUACUCCGCGUGCUUCACGAACAAAGGAGACAACACCAACAUCCACAACGACAAGUUGGUCGGCACCAACGCUGGGAAAGUGCAAGUGCACGUGCACUUCUUCCAGCCGCACCACGCCAUCUCGGACGAAGAGUUAGAGAAAGAGUUAAAACUGUUAAAAAGACAUCAACUGCACAUACCUGGGCAGAGUAAAGGUUUACACGCCGAUCAGUUGCACGAUUCGAUCGCAUUAGCGGAGUCUUUGAUGGACGACGUGCAACGAAUCAGAGGCGAGGUGCAUUACUUGACGUGGAGGACGAAACGGCACAAGCAAACGGUGGACUCGAACGCGCUGAGGACCGCGUGGUUGACAUUUUUAGAGGUGGUCGUUUUGUGCUUUUGCGCGUGGAUGCAGAUCGACGCGGUGAAAGGGUAUUUUGAGACGAGUCGUGGGGAUUUAGUGGAAGGAGGGAGGAGUCAAGGGUUUGAAUAUCAAGGGAAGUACGAGUCGGUGAGGAAGGUGGAACCGGCGCCGGGUUUCGGGCCGGGAAGUUCAAACUUUGGGAUGCCGCCGAUGCCGCAAAUGUUUCAAUCGCAGCAACAACAACCAGUGCCACCGCCACAAAUCUACCAACAACAACAAUAUCAUCAUCAGCAGCAAACACCACCACCACCACCACAGAAUCCUCCGCAGAUGUACGACGCGCACAAAACGCAAUUCGGCAAGAACGAAGAGUUUCAGAGCGAGAUCCCGUCGCAAGGCAUUCUACCGAAUCAAUACGGCCGAGCUUCUGCACCGCAAUCGAGGACGGGUAGACAGUAUCAAGAUAGAUAG